Messenger RNA from Hirsutella rhossiliensis, 2232 nucleotides. Its product is annotated as zinc finger, c3HC4 type (RING finger) domain-containing protein. The record is from RefSeq and is a predicted model, not a curated record. The transcript has 5 exons. The coding region runs from base 1 to 2232 and encodes 743 amino acids. NCBI's taxonomy places the organism in Eukaryota, Fungi, Ascomycota, Sordariomycetes, Hypocreales, Ophiocordycipitaceae. Gene Ontology annotation, molecular function: ubiquitin protein ligase activity; ribosome binding. Gene Ontology annotation, biological process: rescue of stalled cytosolic ribosome; protein ubiquitination.
AUGGUCGCGCCCGAAGGAGCGCCUCAGUCCCGACGGGGCGACGGCUCGCGAGGACGCCAUCGUGGUCGCGGGAGGGGAAACACUGCCAGUGGCCGUGGCGCCGCCACAAGACGGGGCAGAGGCGACGGACAGCCUCUGAACCCGGCGGCCCGUGAUGUCGCCGACGCCGCUGCAAGAGCUCAUGGCCUCGACGGCGCCGCCUCCGCCAACCGGCCUGCCAACGACAACGUCGCCAACGGUGCGUCCGAUAAUGACGACGCCGACGACGCCGACGUCUGCUUCAUUUGCGCCAACCCCGUUGCGCACCACUCCAUUGCGCCCUGCAACCACACCACCUGCCACAUCUGUGGCCUGAGGAUGAGGGCCCUCUACAAAACCAAGGACUGCGCCCAUUGCCGGACCCCCGCCCCUUUUGUCGUCUUUACCGACGAUGCCGAGAAGCGCUUCGAGGACUACUCCGCCAACGACAUCACCACGGCCGACAUCAACAUCGGCAUCAAAUAUACAAACGAGGACAUUGUCGGCGACACCGUCCUCCUCCUCCGCUACAACUGCCCCGACCCCUCCUGCGACUUUGCCGGCCUCGGCUGGCCCGAUCUCCAUCGCCAUGUCAAGUCUGCCCACAGCAAACGCAUGUGCGACCUCUGCACACGCAACAAAAAGGUCUUUACCCACGAGCACGAGCUCUUCUCCGACCGCGACCUAGAGAAGCACAUGCGCCACGGCGACGACAAGCCUGGCGCCGCGGACCAGACGGGCUUCAAGGGCCACCCUCUGUGCGAGUUUUGCGGCGAGCGCUUCUACGACGACGACAAGCUCUACGAGAGAGACUCAAGGACACCUCACUACUACCGCGACUACAACGCCCUCGAGCAGCACUUCAAGAGGGACCACUACCUGUGCUACAACAGCGAGUGCUUGGAAAAAAAGUUUGUCGUCUUCGAGUCCGAGAUGGACCUGCAGGCACACCAGCUGAGCGAACAUGCCGGCAAAGCUGCCGGCCGUGAUGCCAGGGUGGUCGAUAUUUCGGCCUUUGACAUUAGGCAGUCGUACCAGCAGGAGAGGCGAGGAGGGGGCGGCGGAAGAGGCAGAGAUCCCAACGGAGACACUGUUCCGCCAACCUCAGCCCAGCCCUUGCGUCGCGACGAGCUGGCUUUUCAGCGACAAAUGGCCAUCCACUCUGCUCAGUCCGUCUCCAACCGCACCUUUGGUGGCCAGCUGACGCCGUCGCCGGCACAGCCCCAGAGCAGCAUCGUCAACCCGAUGGAAUCGCUCGCCGUUACCGAUACCUCCAACCUGGCACCCGAGGAGCGCGCCCGGCUCCUCCGCCACAGCUCGGUGGUUGAGCGGGCGAUCAACCUCUUGGGCAAUGACGGCGCCAAACUGGCCGACUUCCGCGACCAUAUCUCGUCGUACCGAAGAGGCGGCUUCACGGCCCCGCAGCUCAUCGACGCCUUCUUCACAAUAUUUGCCGACGUGUCUUCCAACGCGCUCGGAACCCUCGUGCGCGAAGUGGCAGACUUGUUCGAGGACAAGGCCAAGGCCGACGGCCUGCGCAAGGCGUGGCAGGACUGGCGGGCCAUCAACGAGGACUACCCCAGCCUCCCGGGGCUGAGCGGUAUGCACGGGGCUACGUCGAGCUCGAGCGGAUGGGCCACCGCCUCGGCCGCCAAUCCCGCUCUCCCCACCGCCGCGCCGUCCCAGAAGCACUCCAACAGGGUGCUGAAGCUUAAGAACAGCACCAGGCUGGGGGGCCCAACACCCAGCAGCCCACGGGGACCCCCGGGCUGGGCCGCGGCGUCGUCGUCGUCGUCGUCGUCGUCGUCGUCAGCCUUUCCCUCGUUGCCCGCCGCCAGCCGGCCCGCGGCGUCGUCUUCCGGCCCCGUGUCCCGGCCGUCGUCGCGUACGGCCACGGGCCCCUCGGGCGGCGGCGGGCGCCGCAGUGGUGGGCGAGGCGAGGACGCUUUCCCCGCGCUGCCCGCGGCGCCAAAGCCGAUGACGACGCUGUUUGGUUACGGCUCCGGCCGCGGCGUGCGCAGGGACUACGGCCAUGCCAGCUCGGACUUCCAGUGGGGCAGCAACGCUGCGUCGGCGCCUGGUGGUGCCGCUACCGCUGCUUCUGCGAAGCAGGACGACGUGGACGAAGCUGGGGGUGCGAAUGGAGGCGGCGGUGGAGGUAAGGGGAAAAGGGGCAGCAAGAAGGGCAAAAAGGUGCUGGUCCAGUGGGGCUGA